Molecule: messenger RNA, 2020 nt
Organism: Amphibalanus amphitrite
Lineage: Eukaryota; Metazoa; Arthropoda; Thecostraca; Balanomorpha; Balanidae
Product: extensin-like
Exons: 4
Coding region: 295-1692 (465 amino acids)
Source: RefSeq, a predicted model, not a curated record
AGCGUCAGGUCUCAGUCGGUCGGUCGGUGCCCGUGUGUUUGGGCCACGCGGACCACCGAGCCACGGCUGGGUGCAGUGACAGCCCAGAACGGACCCAGGUCGCGGGUACCGGCUCGGAAAAACAGUCUGAACCUUUUAUACUGAACACAGUGAUCUUUGACAUCUCCUAGACAAGACAAGAAAGUAUUGGGCAGUGAUUUCUUAGAAGAUUUAUCAGGCCUUGAUCAGCAGGACCAGAUCGGACCAAGAGCCUUCAUCGAGUGUUCGAAGUCCGGAAAGCUGUGAUUAGCGGCCAUGAAAGAAAUCAGUAGGCUGGGACGCUAUGGAGCUCUGAUCUGCUUGCUGGUGGCGUGCUCUAUUGCAGGAAAGCGGCAUUAUAACGUCUACAGAGAGGAAUACUAUUUUUUGAAAGCCCAAGUGCCGUACACGCCUCUACAAGUUAGGCUAUGGGCGAACCGCACCAGCACGAGGACAGUGCAACUGACGUCCUCCGCGUACCGGUGGACGUUCGGCCGGGCCGUUACCCCGGUACUCAAGUACGCGGGCUCCGGCCGGUACCUGGCCACCCUGGGAGAUGACGAGCCCCUCCUGCUGCCCGACGCCUCCCAAGCCAGGCGCUACCUGAGGAACAUCAUGGAGAGCCUGGUGAAGCCGUCGUUCCUUGUGCCGCUCCUCAGCACAGUGUUCGUGGUGUGGGAUACGACGUUUGUGAAACACAGGCGGGGAAAGGAAUUCAUCGCUGGGUCUCCGAAGAGGGCCUUUCCAACCAUACUGCGUACGAAGUCUCCUGGAGGAGCGCCCUCAGAACCUGUGAAUUAUACCAAAUCGGCCACUGAAUUAGCGGAUGAUCUACCGUUUCUGGAAACUAUAAAGCCUUUCAAGACACCAUCAAAUGAGGCUCCAACAAAACCUCCUAUCGAACCACCCACACUGCCACCAGCAAUGCAUCCCGUCAAGCCAGCUACAAUUCCAACCGAACCUCCAACAAUGCCUCCAACUGAACCUCCAACUAAACCUCCUACCGAACCACCUACAAGACCUCCAACCGAACCUCCAACAGCACCUCCAACCGAGCCUCCAACACGACCUCCUACAGAACCUCCAACAAUGCCUCCAACCAAACCUCCAACAAUACCUCCCACCGAACCUCCAACAGCACCUCCAACGGAGCCUCCUACUAAACCUCCUACUGAGCCUCCUACACGACCUCCUACAGAACCUCCUACUAAACCUCCUACAGAGCCUCCUACAGAACCUCCAACCGGGCCUCCAACAGAACCUCCAACAAUACCUCCAACAGUACCUCCCACCGAACCUCCAACAAAAUCCCCCGGCACCGAACCUCCAACUAAGCCUCCGACAGAACCUCCAGUGAUACUUCCUCCAACCGCUUCCCCCACACUUCCUCCCACCGAACCACCCACCGAACCACCCACCCUGCCACCCACCGCUCCCCCUACUAAACCCCCUCCAACCUCUCCCACGGCGUCCCCAACCCCGAAACCCUCCACCACCACCCCGUCCCCUAUCCUAACCGCGCUGAACAACCCCACGCUGAACGUCGAUGACCUCAUCGCGGCCAUCAGUAAGGACCCCGGAGCGGUGACGACCACUUCGUCGGGAACGUCGCAGAGCACGACCCGCACCACGACCAGCACGUCCAGAAACUCGACGGAGCAGACACGGUCGUAGGACUUCUGCAAGGACCUGUACUAGGACCUGUCGCCUGGACGUGCUGCUUUGUGGAUACGUUCCACUGGGAAGACGUUACGCGGAGGCGGGGCAAGACGAAAAAUGAUAGCGUGGGCUGUAGUUGGGGAGAGGUGUAGAAGCUUCUAAAUGCUAGAACUCUUGUCGACCAGUGCCACAUUCGGUGCAGCCUUAGGCUGUAAAGGUUGUAGUUGCACGGUCAUCGAACAGAAAAAACGUACUUUGUACUUCAGGAUUAUGACGUGGCGGAAUUAUGCGAAGGUUUCAUGCAAGAAAAAUUAAAGCUUAAAUACAGUCUUUUACAUUCAUA